AUGUCAGAAAGAGGCGGUCGUGGUCAAUAUAGCAACCGAGGUGGAGAUAGAGGAGGCCGUGGUGGUGGACGCGGUGGUGGCAGGGGAGGCAGAGGAGGCUACCACAACGCUUCACAAGAAAAACCCAAAAAGGAGUCCAUCUUGGACUUGAGUAAAUAUAUGGAAAAAAAGAUUCGCGUUCGAUUUAAUGGAGGACGAGAAGUCGUUGGUACAUUGAUGGGCUAUGAUCCUUUAUUGAAUCUCGUCUUGGACCACACUGUUGAAUAUCAGCGAGAUUUGGAAACUGGAUACGUGACCGAAAAUACACGAGAGUUAGGUCUUUCAGUACUUCGUGGAACUGCUAUUAUUCUGAUAUCACCUUUUGAUGGCAUGGAAGAAAUAGAAAAUCCAUUUGCACAAUAA
Rhizopus microsporus ATCC 52813 is the source of this 402-nucleotide messenger RNA. Its product is annotated as U6 snRNA-associated Sm-like protein LSm7. The record is from RefSeq and is a predicted model, not a curated record. NCBI's taxonomy places the organism in Eukaryota, Fungi, Mucoromycota, Mucoromycetes, Mucorales, Rhizopodaceae. Gene Ontology annotation, molecular function: RNA binding. The transcript has 4 exons. Gene Ontology annotation, cellular component: catalytic step 2 spliceosome; Lsm1-7-Pat1 complex; spliceosomal tri-snRNP complex. Bases 1 to 402 code for a protein of 133 amino acids. Gene Ontology annotation, biological process: nuclear-transcribed mRNA catabolic process; mRNA splicing, via spliceosome.